Solanum lycopersicum (tomato) is the source of this 365-nucleotide messenger RNA. NCBI's taxonomy places the organism in Eukaryota, Viridiplantae, Streptophyta, Magnoliopsida, Solanales, Solanaceae. The record is from RefSeq and is a predicted model, not a curated record.
AAAAUUCUUGCUAAUUUAAUUGUAAUGGGCUCUUCUAUAUUGGCAAGGGCUUUUGUUCAAGCAUAUCGUCAGGCAUUGUCUAAUGCCUCGAAGAAUGGUGUUGCUCAAGAAGCAGUGCAGAAUAUAAAAGCAGCUAGCAAAACCAUGACGGAAGCAGAGGCAAGACAGAUUCUUGGUGUCACAGAGGAUUCAUCUUGGAAAAAAAUUGUGCAGAAGUAUGAGAACUUGUUUGAGCGAAAAGCUAAAAACGGGAGUUUUUACCUCCAAUCAAAUGUACAUAACAAACUUAAAGAACCAGAAACAAAAUAAGAAAAUUAGUGCUGAUGUUUAGUGUAUAUUCUUGCUGCAAAUGAUGACUUACCUAG